CCUUUACGCUUCGCCAUUGUUGAAAAGGGCAGCGCUCGAGGCGCACGCCGAGUUUGGACGCUUACGCAGUUUUUCACUAUUUACCCAUCCCGUGCUGUGAUAUUAGAUUGUUUUAUAUCAUUUAUUAGAAACGAGGAAAUUAACAAAAAAUGGAAGAUGAUCAACAGUUUUGCUUAAGGUGGAACAACCACCAGAGUACAUUGAUCCAAAACUUCGACACACUUCUAGAAAGCGGCACUCUUGUGGAUUGUACGUUAGCUGCCGAAGGAAAAUAUUUGAAAGCGCAUAAAGUGGUACUUUCGGCGUGCAGUCCCUAUUUUGAGGGACUUCUCAGCGAGCAUUAUGAUAAGCAUCCCGUGUUUAUCCUGAAAGACGUUAAAUUUAAAGAAUUAAAAGCUAUGAUGGACUAUAUGUACAGGGGAGAAGUUAAUAUCUCCCAGGAUCAGUUGGCGGCAUUACUUAAAGCCGCCGAAUCACUGCAAAUUAAGGGGUUAUCCGAAAGUAAAACAAGUGGCAGCAACAAAAUGGAUUCGAGGCAACAAAAAGUCGUGCCACAAGUUACGGCAGCCCCGUGUGACAUUCCACAAGGGGCUUCCAGCCUUACCAUAGAAAAAAAUAAAGUUCCUAGGCAGAGUUUGCCGCAAGGAUCUGUUGGGGAUAUUCCUGAGGAUUCGGCUAGUCCUCAAAUACCACCCAAAGGUCUUUCGUCGAGGGAAGGUUCACAAAGUCCGACUUCCAGAAAAAGAAAGAGGUUUCGAAGAAGAAGCGUCGGGGAAGAUAAUAAUUCGAUGGAGAACCACGAGGCCUCAAAUUCAAACGAUAUGUCUCAGCAAGUGGCUGUUCCAGCACUUGGAAUUGCACCUGUCGCGGAAGAAACAGCACACGCAGACCCUGCAGACUCUAUUGGCAGGUCAGCCUUAAUGACACAGCUGACGAGACCUGCGGACGAGAUGCUGCAAAUACCGUUAGAAAAACCGGAACCAAACGAUAAUCUCAUCGAGCCAAAGUCGGAAUAUAUGGAAGAUCCAGAAGAAGCCGUCGAAGAUCUGACGCUCGAUGACGAUAUGAAUGAUCUUAACGAAAUGGAACCGGAUAAUAAUAGAGCUGGCCCUUCUCACGAUCCUUCCCAACAUCCAGCAGGUAUAGGCGCGUGGCACGUUACCGGAGAUCGAAGUAACGCGGGAGGAGUUGUGGGCUCGGUGGCAGGAGCUCCUGGAACGACAGACGAAGUCUUUCUCGCAGCCCAAGAGGCCGCCCAGGCCCACCGCGACUCUCAAGAAUGGCAAAUCGAAGUGGAAGACUACAAAGACCAAACUAUGAUGAAUGGAUAUUAUUUUGGAACGCAGGAUAGUAUUGCUCCUGUAAAUGUAAAAUACCACGAUGAAUCUAAAGAAUAUCCUUGCGAUGCUUGUCCCAAAAGUUUUGGAUGUUAUCGUAGUUUAAAGUCUCACAAGGCAAACGAUUGCGGUAAAACAUACACCUGUACAACGUGCGGCAAAACUUUCAACUAUCGUGCGAGCUAUUGCCGGCAUAGAAAGCGUUGCGUAUCGAUCGUCCCUGGUGGAGCGCUUGGAAAACGAAAACGGCAGAAAAAUACAACGCGAAGCGGAGAAAAGCCGAAAAGGACAGAAAAGUUAUCGAAGAUGCGUCUCUGGUAGCGGCUCCUGUUGCGGCCUAAUAAUAUUGAUUCGAUGAGUACGUUGGAGACUUCACGGCUUCAAAGAUAUAUUCUGCUUCGCGAAAGAAGCGAUAAAUGUUGGAUUUCGUCGUUGAAAAUGUAUCGAAUUUGUACAUACUGUUUUGUUCCGCAGAUUCGUCGCGAUACAUCAAUUACACGCACACCCACGCAAACAACUGGAACAAUGCCGUGAAAACGACUAGUUACACGAUUUCAUGGAAUAAAGUUUAACGAUGCGUGCGCUGUACCCGAGCUCGAACGUCGGAGUAGUUUUUCUGUUUUCUUUUCACGAACAUUUACUGGAACGACCUAAUUCGUCGACUACUUAUCCUUGCUAGAUUUUCGCCUUUUUUCGCGUGGGAAACACUAUCCAGGCGUAUACGAUUUUCCAAAUAUUUUUCAUCGUUUUUAGGGAAAGGAUCCUCCAAGUAGUUCUCUUCGUCAUCGUCUCCCGAAUGUUGUAUCGAUGCAUCUGCGUGCAUCGGUACACGGCGAUAAAACUUCAAUGUCUUCGUCCUAGCAAGGACACGAUACAUUUAUAAAAGACUCCGUUAAAGAAAAGUGUGGAAAUCGACUGGUUCGCUAACAACGGCGCGUUAAUUACGGUACCCCGCGAACGAAGAAAUUAACAUUUUUUUCCUUUUUUAAUAUCGAAACAAUAUUUCUCGACUGUUCCAGUUGCUUCUAAAGUGAAAAUUUUUCGACAUCGAUAUCCCGUGAACCGUGAAAAACGUAUCUCUGCUACCUAGAUAGUGCUUUACUCUCGGCCCUGUCGAAACGGCGAAGGGUGUAAGUUUCAUUUCUUCUGCACGACGUACGUUGAAGAAAGAAACGAUAAUUUUUGUUCUGUUUGGUGAAACGAAAGUUCGAAAGUUAAUUACGAGGGAAAGGCAAAGGGGAAAAUGAGGGGGUUGGGGAGAGUUUACGAUUAGAAGCAAAGUAGCUGAGCAUGGAUGAAAACGAGCACUCUGUAUUAUCUAUCGAAUGUCGUCGGUUCGUUGGUCUCGCGUCCCUUGCUUCUGCCACUAACCAACAACAA
Messenger RNA from Megachile rotundata (alfalfa leafcutting bee), 2717 nucleotides. RefSeq lists its product as uncharacterized. Gene Ontology annotation, cellular component: nucleus. Gene Ontology annotation, biological process: regulation of transcription by RNA polymerase II. Gene Ontology annotation, molecular function: protein binding; DNA binding. The record is from RefSeq and is a predicted model, not a curated record. Lineage: Eukaryota; Metazoa; Arthropoda; Insecta; Hymenoptera; Megachilidae.